Thunnus maccoyii (southern bluefin tuna) is the source of this 3768-nucleotide messenger RNA. RefSeq names its product solute carrier family 6 member 7 (gene slc6a7). The record is from RefSeq and is a predicted model, not a curated record. The transcript is spliced from 14 exons. Gene Ontology annotation, biological process: sodium ion transmembrane transport. NCBI's taxonomy places the organism in Eukaryota, Metazoa, Chordata, Actinopteri, Scombriformes, Scombridae. The coding region runs from base 213 to 2162 and encodes 649 amino acids. Gene Ontology annotation, cellular component: membrane. Gene Ontology annotation, molecular function: L-proline transmembrane transporter activity.
UGCACCUGCGCCCUUCCUCCCUGCCCUUCACCUCACCGCCCACCGGCCUGCUUCCUCAUCCUCAGCGCUCAUGUCUCCCUGCUGACGGUACAUCUUCAACUACGACUGAAACUACAGCACCUCGGUGAACUUCCAAUAGGACUUAUCCGUGUAAAAUGUGGACUACCGAGCGACAAAUCAGACAUUGAAACGCCACCUGUGCCGGCGGGGAAAUGCAGGACGAAAGCGGCAAAGCAGCACCCGGGAGCCCCGCAAACACAGCGCAGGAUUCGCUACAUUUGAACGGACAUACUGUCACUCAAAAUGGCCACAACCAAACAGCUACACCUGCACUGCAGCCGCAGUCUGAAUCGCCACCCCCGAGUCGUGUGCCCACUCCGCCCGUGACCGUCCCAAGGGAGCAGUGGGGUGGCAAGUACGAGUUCCUGCUCUCCUGUAUCGGAUACUGCGUGGGACUGGGCAACGUGUGGCGGUUCCCAUACCUUUGUUACCGCAAUGGAGGAGGUGUGUUUCUCAUCCCCUACUUCAUCAUGCUGUUUGUUACGGGUGUCCCGCUCUUCCUCAUGGAGCUGAGUUUAGGCCAGUACGGAGCAGCUGGACCCAUCACUGUGUGGAAAUGCUGCCCUCUGCUCAAAGGUAUCGGCAUCGGGAUGCUGUGUGUGUCCACGCUGGUGUGUCUCUACUAUAAUGUCAUUAUAGCGUGGACGUUUUACUACCUGGGCAGCUCAUUCCAGAGCCCUCUGCCUUGGUCCUGUGAUGCUAUAGCCAACGCUGCUCUCUGUAACGGCACCUCUGUAAAUAGCUCCACUGGUAAAAUCCUCAGCCCCACAGAACACUUCUGGAAUGAGCGUGUGCUGGGUGUAGUAAACAGUAAAGGCCUUCAUGACCCGGGCCCUGUUCGGUGGCCCUUGGCCCUCUGCCUCCUGGCAGCCUGGAUCAUCAUCUUCCUGUGUAUGCUCAAGGGCAUCCGCAGCUCUGGCAAGGUGGUUUAUGUAACAGCUACCUUCCCAUACUUUGUACUCAUCGUUUUGAUCAUCAGAGGUGCUACACUGGAGGGCUCUCUUCAGGGCAUUGCUUUCUACCUCACACCAGAGUGGAGCCGAUUAGCCAAUGCACAGGUGUGGAACGAUGCAGCCUCACAGAUCUUCUACUCAUUAGGUAUUGGAGUUGGAGGGCUGCUUUCUAUGGCCUCUUACAAUAAGUUUGACAACAAUGUCAUCAGGGACACUAUCAUUAUCACAACAGGAAACUGCAGCACCAGCUUCUUUGCAGGAUUUGCUAUUUUCUCAAUUCUGGGUCACAUGGCAUGGAGGAAGGGAGUGCCUGUUGGGAAGGUGGCGGAUACAGGUCCUGGGUUGGCCUUUGUUGCUUACCCAGAGGCCCUUGCUCUGCUGCCAGGCUCCGUGUUCUGGUCCAUUCUCUUCUUCCUCAUGCUCUUCAUGCUGGGGAUAGAUACACUGUUUGGCAACAUGGAGGGCAUCACUACUGCCGUGCUGGACGAGUUUCCGCAUCUAAGAGCGAACGCGCUGCACAAGUCCUUGUUCCUGGGCGCUCUGUGUUUUUGCUUCUACCUGAUGGGUCUCCUGUUAGUCACUGAUGGAGGGAUUUACUGGUUCACUCUCAUUGACUCCUUCAGCACUAGUUUCGGCCUCAUCAUCAUCACCCUCUUCAUGUGCAUUGGCAUCUCCUUCUUCUAUGGAGUCAACCAGUUUUGUAAAGACAUCAUUGACAUGAUCUGUCACUGCCCUCCCUGGUGCACCAAAGUGCUGCUUUACUUCAAAGCAUGCUGGGUUUUCUUCACUCCGUUUCUUCUGCUGUUCAUCCUGACCUACAUCUUCAUUGAGAUGUACAACACGCCGCUGCACUACGGCUCCUAUGUGUAUCCACGGUGGGGCAAAGCGCUGGGGGUGUGCAUGGGCGCGACCUGCUGUCUGCAGAUCCUCAUCUGGGCCAUUGUGGCCAUCAGCAAGGAAACUGGAACUCUGAAAGAUCGUUUCCAGAAAUCGAUUCGACCUCUAAAUUCCUGGAGGGUGAACAACUUGAACAGCACUCAGAGAGUGGAGGAGCGCGUGGAGCCAGACAGAGUGGAGGCUCCGUUCACCGUCACUCUCACAGACAUGGACUUUACCGCGAUGAGGUGGGACAUGGGAAGCGAGGCGUGACAGCACGCAGGGCAGCGGUGAACACAAAAGAGAUGAGCAAACUAUGUUGUCAAGUGACAAAGGAAUUUAUUAUUAUGUUAUUCGCCCCAGCGAGGCCCUGGUGGCUGAACAGACUGUGUCCUGCAGGGCAGUGUGUAUUAAUGGCUUUAUUUAUACUAUAAUGUUUGUUUAAAUCAUGUUGUUGUUUUUUUUAAAGGUUUUAUUUUCAUUGUGUAGAAUAUAAUGGUUACAGUGGAUCAUCUUCACCUUAGGUAUGAUAGCAGCAUCCUAUCAGGACAUUUGGAUGAUGAUGAUCUUGCAGUGUGUCUUAUGAUUUUAUUUAUUAUCAUAGUAGCAAAGUACAAUGGUUUUACACUGAUGGCAUUCAGCAGCGGCUGAGGGACCAGAUUUCGUCAGUCAGGUAUUGAUGCUGUGAAUCUUGACUGUUAGCCUCAACAACCGCUUAAGGACCAGGAGGAAUGACCACAAACCAUCAGCCUGUCAGACACAAGGGUGUUGAUGACACCCAGCCAGGAAUACUUUUUAUCCAUCUUACUUUUUAAAAAGAGUGAUUGCUAAAGUUAUUGCUAGAAUAAAGAAAUAAAAAUAACUUGCCAAAUGAAGUGUCUUUCAAAGCACUGUCCAUGUAUCAAUAUGAUACCAGACACCCAGAUGUCUUGUCUGACAAGCUACAUUUCAAAUAGCCAGUUCCUGCAGAAAAUGUACCAAUUCAUUCUCUCAUAAUGAAAAUCAUGUUAUUCAGAAUACGUUAAUAUGACCACUUUUACAACUAAACUCUCCACUAGUAUUGUAGACACGCCUCUAAGUGGGAUUUCUAGAAGUUUCUCACUGUCCCUUGUGACCUUUAGAAAAAAACAAACACUGAAUAGAUGAUUAUUAUGAUUAUUGUCAUAUAAUCAAUCUUGGUAACUUUUCUCACAACUGUGAGCACAUGAAUAUUACUCUAAUUUGAGUGCCUACUAAGGAAAGACAUAAAAUAUGUUAUUUAAAGGUUAUUAAUCAGAAAAUUGGCCUUAAUGCCAGCAGUAAUUUGUACAUGUAGAAGUAUAAUGAUGUUAAACUUGGGAUAGAAAAAUACAAAGUAUUGCAAAAAGACCUCACCCAGCUUGGACGGCUCACAUGGACACACCGGUCACAUCUCUGUUUUUGUUGAAGCGACUGACUGAAACAGAUGGUCCCGGAUGAUUGACAUUAAUUAACCACUACUGUAAUUGCACUUGUCUCAUAGUGGGCUGGGGCUUUAAUAUUGUCCUCUUAGCCUAAAGAUUUAAUUUGGGGUAACAGAUGAAAAUUCCCCAAAUUUUUUCUAGCUGUUUACUCAAAAAACUGUUUUCAACAGGGUAAAGUUGCAAGUUGUGAAUUAAUAGAUAAAACCCUUUCAGUCACAUGAAAUGUUUAGGAUUUAGGAUGACCGGUUUGUUUAUUUUUAAAGCGUCUUUCAAGCAGGGUAAAACCUGUGAUUGAAAACAUUUUCUAUCCUUUGUUUUAGGAUUGUACAUAAAAAUGUACAAAUGUGUCACUUUUACCUCUUAACUCUGCCUUUGUCCACCUUUUGUUGCUGUUCUCUUGUAUAUUGUUGUGCAUAAUGAUUAAAUUGUCAUCUUCA